AUGGCAGUCUUCAAACUCCGAUUUUUAUUAGUUCCAUUCUUCACAAGCAUCAUGGGAGUGGCAGAAUAUAUGAUGCAAGAUGCAGUACUGAUGAACUACAUCGACCGGCGUUUCCUGUUUUUAGAGAAGAGGCUGGAAAAAUGCAACCAAGACAUACUGGAUUACGUGGAAGAAUUCCGAGACUUUUCAAAGAUGGUACUGUCACGCCUGGCAGGACUGAACAAUUAUAAGGCUGAGGUUAAAAAUGAAGUAGAGAAUUUGCUAACAAGAAUUGAACGAGCACAAAGGGACAUUGACUAUUUUGGAUCUGUCACAGAUUCUAAUACAUGUAUAGAAGUACAUGAAGACCUGGUGAAACAGCAACUAUUUGAAGAAGCAGAAGAAAAAAAGAAACUUAAACUCAUGUUUAAUGCAAGUUGUGACCACAUGCUUGCAGGUAUUAAAUCCCUAAAGAUAGUUAAGAAGACUGGAAAUAAGCACGGCUCUUGGAUGAAAGAUCCUGGCAAAAAGCAUACAAAGAUUUAUUUGUUAAAUGGUUCUGUAAAUAAUGUUGUUUUGGAAUGGGCAAAUAUCAUGACAUUCAUGGAAAGCAAUCAUACACUAAAAGCUCGCAGAGUCACCUUGCCAUUUCCCUGGGAAGGAACUGGCCACAUCAUAUAUCAGGGUUCCCUGUUCUAUCACAGAUAUGGCUCCUUGAAUGAGAUAAUUAAAUUCAAUAUCCAGAAAAGAACUAUAACUGACCAAAUGCUACUGCCAGGGGCUGGAAGGAUUCCUGCCUAUCAGCUUUCUCCAUCUACAAAAAUAGAUCUUGCAAUUGAUGAGCAAGGGCUCUGGGCAAUCCAUGCAGAACCAGAGACUGGAAGAAACAUUGUAAUUACAAAAAUCAACCACAUAACCAUGGCAAUAGAGCACACCUGGGACACAUCAUGCAAUAGCAAGGAUGCUGAAGCAGCUUUCAUGGUGUGCAACAUACUCUAUGUUGUAUACAACUUUCCUAGUGGAGGCACCUCUCGCAUACAAUGCGUUUAUGAUGUCUUGGGUGCUGUAAAUACUUAUGAAAUCCCAGUACUGCACUUUCCAAAACGUCAGGGUAGUCAUUCCACUAUACAUUACAAUCCUAAAGAAAAGCAACUCUUCGCUUGGGGUGAUGGAUUCCAGAUCACUUACAAGCUUCUCACAAAGCAAAAAGUUUAG
Messenger RNA from Eurypyga helias (sunbittern), 1194 nucleotides. RefSeq names its product olfactomedin-like 1 (gene OLFML1). The coding region runs from base 1 to 1194 and encodes 397 amino acids. Gene Ontology annotation, biological process: signal transduction. The transcript is spliced from 3 exons. The record is from RefSeq and is a predicted model, not a curated record. NCBI's taxonomy places the organism in Eukaryota, Metazoa, Chordata, Aves, Eurypygiformes, Eurypygidae.